Messenger RNA from Cryptomeria japonica (Japanese cedar), 2300 nucleotides. Its product is annotated as adenylosuccinate synthetase, chloroplastic. The record is from RefSeq and is a predicted model, not a curated record. Gene Ontology annotation, cellular component: cytoplasm. Gene Ontology annotation, molecular function: adenylosuccinate synthase activity; GTP binding. The transcript has 4 exons. NCBI's taxonomy places the organism in Eukaryota, Viridiplantae, Streptophyta, Pinopsida, Cupressales, Cupressaceae. Gene Ontology annotation, biological process: IMP metabolic process; 'de novo' AMP biosynthetic process. Bases 466 to 1986 code for a protein of 506 amino acids.
AAUGCACUCCACCUCUCGAUGGAGUUGGGUGCUAUUUGAGUGGAGAAUCGCUUUCCCUAAUUAGAUUUACUUAUUUCUAGGGUCAGCAAUGGAGUCUUCGGGGAAUAAAGUACAUGCUUUGAACACUGAGAGAAAUUCAAGAAAGCCAUGUUUUUAAUUUUCAGCAACACAAAUACAAUGUACCUAUAUGUAUCUGAAAGUUAGCCCACAGUAAAAAUCCAAUUUUCCUUAACAUUUAUGAUCGAAGUAUCUUAAUCUGGCAAGCAUUCCAUUUUAAGCUCAAUCUCAUGGAAUGCCAGCGAGCAUCGCAGAAAUCUUCCAAAAAGCUAAAUUAAUUUUUAUGCCUUAAGUUGGGCGAUUUUGAGGCUUAAUCCAGUACCAUACCAAAGCCAUAGGUUUCAAAUUAUUGCUGGAUCGAAGUCCUCGGUUUUUAAAUUAUUAGGGUUUUAAUACCCUUAGGUUUUAAUGGCGCUGAUUAUCCAGUCCUCUUUCGUCAAGCCAAGAUGGCAAUGUUCCAGCCCAGAGACAGCGGUUUCAAAAUGUUAUGUCUCAUCACUUCCUUCGGGUUGUGUUAAACUUGGUGGGAAUUUGCAGGUUGAUAGAAUAAAAUGUAAGUGUAGUGCGAAGGUGAUGGACCAGCAGGCUCCGGUUGCAGACAAAGCAGUGAAAAUAGAAAAGGAGAAAGAUGUUGCUUUUUCAGGUUUAAGUCAAGUGUGUGCUGUACUGGGGACACAGUGGGGCGAUGAAGGGAAGGGCAAGCUAGUUGAUAUUCUCGCAGAGAGAUAUGAUAUUGUGGCACGUUGCCAGGGAGGAGCAAAUGCAGGUCACACUAUAUACAACAGCGAGGGAAAGAAAUUUGCUCUUCAUCUUGUACCUUCUGGAAUCUUUAAUGAAAAUGUGUUAUGCAUUGUCGGAAAUGGUGCUGUUGUGCAUCUUCCUGGACUAUUUAAAGAGAUAGAAGGACUAGAGUUGAAUGGAGUUUCUUGUAAGGGAAGACUUGUGGUUUCUGAUCGUGCUCAUUUGCUAUUUGACUUUCAUCAAACUAUUGAUGGAUUGAGAGAAGCAGAACUUGCAGGGUCUCUAAUUGGAACCACAAAGAGAGGCAUUGGUCCAUGCUAUGCAAGUAAAGUAACGCGGAAUGGUAUCCGGGUAAGUGAUUUGAGGCACAUGGACACAUUUCCUGAAAAGCUGGAUAUUCUUUUGCAUGAUGCUGCUUCUCGUUUCAAAGGCUUUGAGUACAGCAAAAGAAUGUUAGAAGUUGAAGUGGAGAAUUACAAGAGGUAUUCUGAACGAUUAGAGCCUUAUAUAGCUGACACUGUUCAUGUGAUGCAUGAAGCUUUCUUGAAUCAGAAGAGGAUCUUGGUUGAGGGUGGCCAAGCUACUAUGUUGGAUAUUGACUUUGGAACUUAUCCAUUUGUUACUUCAUCUAACCCAUCUGCCGGAGGACUCUGCACUGGUCUUGGCAUUGCUCCGAGGCAUGUUGGUGAUGUGAUUGGGGUGGCGAAGGCGUACACAACAAGAGUCGGCUCAGGUCCAUAUCCAACAGAACUGACUGGUGCAAUGGGUGAAAAGCUUCGAACCGCUGGGCAAGAGUUUGGUACUACAACAGGCCGUCCUCGUCGUUGUGGUUGGCUGGAUCUGGUUGCACUUCAAUAUUCUUGCAGAAUCAAUGGCUUCUCAUCACUUAAUCUGACCAAGCUUGAUGUGCUAUCCGGAUUUCCCCAAAUUAGGCUUGGGAUAGCUUACAAAGGGCCUGAUGGAAAUAUAUUGCCAUCUUUUCCUGCUGAUCUUGAACUUCUAGAGAAAACAGAGGUUGUCUAUGAAGAGCUCCCUGGAUGGCAAGAUGAUAUAUCUUUAGUAAGAAGAUAUGAGGACCUUCCAGCUGCUGCCUGCCAGUAUAUUGAAAGGAUCGAGAAUUUUCUUGGAAUACCAAUCAAUUACAUUGGUGUUGGUCCAGGUCGCGAUGCUCUAAUAGUCAAGGGAUAGCGUCACUGUAUUUUUUGCCAUCAGAUUCCUCUUCAAGAACUGCAAGGGAAAGUGCACGUUUGAGAAUAUAAACUCUUAUUUGCCUGACAUUAUUACUCAGAGAGAAUUAUUUGCUCCUUGUGAGUCAUUUUUGUCUAGUGUUUUUCCCAAGUCGGUGGUUUUGAGCUUGAGCGAUGAGAUAAAUUAGACAUCAUGGUGCUUUGUUAUUCUGCUUUUUUUACCAUACACAUUAAAAUUUUAUGGUUAUGGCAAUGAUCCGGCCAAGAAUAUUAUUCACGAUCCUUUGAAUUAAUAUCUCAUUACCCGUUUCUGUA